This is a messenger RNA of Sinocyclocheilus rhinocerous, 4124 nucleotides long. RefSeq names its product band 4.1-like protein 3. Gene Ontology annotation, biological process: cortical actin cytoskeleton organization; actomyosin structure organization. The transcript is spliced from 27 exons. Lineage: Eukaryota; Metazoa; Chordata; Actinopteri; Cypriniformes; Cyprinidae. Bases 179 to 3286 code for a protein of 1035 amino acids. Gene Ontology annotation, molecular function: structural molecule activity; actin binding. Gene Ontology annotation, cellular component: cytoskeleton; plasma membrane. The record is from RefSeq and is a predicted model, not a curated record.
UGUGUGUAUGUGAGUGUGUGUGUGUGAGAGAGAGAGAGUGUGUGUGUGUGUGAUAAAUUCAGUGAGCUAUAGAUAUUAGUGAUGAGUCAGCAUGUUGGUUUAACCCCGUGUGUACUGGACUGCUCUGAUCACCGACAGACACACACCGACCGGAGCAGCAGCACUCGUUUGAUUUGAAAUGACGACAGAACCCGAGAGCCAAUCAGAGCAGCAGGGGGCCAGUGCGGCUCCGCCCCUCGACAACCAGCUUCCUCCUGCCGACGCCCACAGCACACCUGUGAGGAAAGAGCAGGGCGGUGGAGUCGAUCAGCAGCCAGCUGAGGACGACGGUACGUCUCACUGGUCCUCCUCCAGUAAACUGACCCGGUCUCCAGUCAAAAUCAGCCGGAAACCCAAGAGCAUGCAGUGCAAGGUGGCGCUGCUGGAUGGGUGCGACUACACCUGCGUGGUGGAGAAGCGUGAUAAAGGUCAGGUUCUGUUCGACAAAGUCUGCGAGCAUCUCAAUCUUCUGGAGAAAGAUUACUUCGGUAUCACAGUCCGUGAUGUGGAGAAUCAGAAGAACUGGCUGGAUCCUGCCAAAGACAUGAAGAAGCAGAUCAGAGGCGUCACCUGGAAUUUCUCAUUCAACGUGAAGUUUUACCCUCCGGAGCCGGCGCUGCUGUCUGAAGACAUCACCAGGCCAAAAGAUUCAGAGGGGGUGGAGAUCAUGUUGGGCGUGUGUUCCUCCGGGCUCCUCAUCUACCGCGACAGACUUCGCAUCAACCGCUUCGCCUGGCCCAAAGUCCUCAAGAUCUCCUACAAACGCAAUAACUUCUACGUCAAGAUCCGUCCAGGCGAGUUUGAGCAGUUUGAAAGCACGAUAGGCUUUAAACUACCCAACCACAGAGCGGCCAAGAGGCUGUGGAAGGUUUGUGUGGAGCAUCACACGUUCUUCAGGUUGGUUUCUCCAGAGACUCCGCCUAAGAAGUUCCUCACACUGGGUUCUAAGUUCCGCUACAGCGGCAGAACUCAGUGUGAUGAUGAUUGGCACCUCUCUAAUCCAAUGGUUGGUCAGGAUUCAGAGGGGGUGGAGAUCAUGUUGGGCGUGUGUUCCUCCGGGCUUCUCAUCUACCGCGACAGACUUCGCAUCAACCGCUUCGCCUGGCCCAAAGUCCUCAAGAUCUCCUACAAACGCAAUAACUUCUACAUCAAGAUCCGUCCAGGCGAAUUUGAGCAGUUUGAAAGCACGAUAGGCUUUAAACUACCCAACCACAGAGCGGCCAAGAGGCUGUGGAAGGUUUGUGUGGAGCAUCACACGUUCUUCAGGUUGGUUUCUCCAGAGACUCCGCCUAAGAAGUUCCUCACACUGGGUUCUAAGUUCCGCUACAGCGGCAGAACUCAGGCUCAGACCAGACGGGCCAGUUCCCAGAUCGUCCGUCCGGCGCCGUACUUUGAGCGUUCGACCAGCAAGCGCUACACAAUGUCACGGAGUCUGGAUGGAGCUCAGCGGACGCCAGUCAACACGGCGACAGUCAAUGUAAAUGGCACUAGACCAACAGAGAUGGGUACGGCGUUGUACGGCACAGCCAAAGGCAUUGCCAUAAGUGACCUCAUCACCACGGUAACGCCGGAGAAGAAAGUGGAGGAGACGCGUGAGGAGACGCGACCGGUGCUGGUGGAGAGUGUGUCGGUGCUGGAGGAAGAGGACGAGAUAACGAAAGCCACGGAACUGUCGCUGCCAAGCCCACUGACACCGGCCCGACAGGACACACGGACUGAUUUCACAGACACAGCUGUCGAUGGAGAAUUAACGGCCACCGAGUCGGAUCAGGAGGACGAAUCUGAAGCAAAGACGCUGGAGAUCGAGCAAACGCCAGACGAGCUGCUGAAGCAUCAGACCAACAUCAGCGAGCUGAAGCGCACGUUCCUGGAGGGAGGACCGGAGCACACGGGGCUGACCGAGUGGGAGAAGCGUCUGUCCUCGUCUCCGCUGCGGUCUCCACGUCUGGAUGAAGCGCCCAUGAUCGAGCCGCUGGAGCCGGACGAGUUGCUUCAGGUCACACAGGAAGCAGCGGUGGAGUCACAGGAAGUGACCGCAGCAGCAGCAGCAGCUCUGGAGCCGCAGGACGGUCUGACGGUUGAUGUGGAGUCUGACGGGUGGGUCAUUAUAAACAAGGUUCCUCCGUUUGAACCAGAUAAACGUCCUCCAGCCGGAGCUGAAACGGUUUCUCGUAAGAUACCAGAGAAGGUUUCCACCGUAGUAGAAGAACAACAUCCUCCAGCGGAACCAGAAAAACCCUCUUCCGUCACAUCUGAAGAGGUUCCUCCAACAAAAACAGCUUCGGAGACAUCACAGAAGGUUUCUAGCAUAGUACAGGAGAAGUUUCCUCCAGAAAGACCCUCAUCCGUCGGAGCCGAAGAGGUUUCUCCAAAGAAGACUCCUCCGAAGGUGCCAGAAAAGGUUUCUACGGUAGUCAGAGGGAAGGUUGAACCCAUAAAGGUUCCUUCUGUUGGUUCUUCAGAAGACGCUCCUCCUAAAGUACCACCAAAAGUCCCCCCGAAGGUUCCAGAGAAGAAACACAUCGCCAGCUACAGAUUCACAUCCGCCGAGCCUCCUGAAGACAAGCCCAGAUCUCAAGAAGGCUUCUCCGUUGUGUCCGAGCAGUUCAGUAAGAUGCGUCUCCGCUCUCCUGUGGAUCUCAGCGGAACGUCUCCGACGGCUCGAGUGCCUAAGCCCAGUUUCGAUGAGAUGUCUCCUGAGCUCACGGCGCUCUUGCAGUCCACUCGCAGCUGGGCUCCGUCUGCGUCUGCGUCUCCGGCUCUGAUCGUGCAGCCGCAGGCUUUACACAAGCCUUCAGAGAGUCCAGAGAGGCAUCCGGCUGAAGAAGAGGAUCAGCAGCCGCCGGCAGAGGAACCGCUGGACCAGCCUCAGUCAGGUGUGGUGAGUUUCUCCAGGACUCUGUCAGGAGACACGGACACACAGAUCCACACGGAGAUGAAGACCAUCACAUACGAGUCCCUGCAGGGUGAGACGGACGGAGACACUGAUCCUGGCGUUCUGCUGAGCGCUCAGACCAUCACAUCAGAAACCACCAGCACCACCACCACCACACACAUCACCAAGAUGGUGAAGGGCAGCAUCUCAGAAACACGGAUUGAGAAGAGAAUCGUGAUCUCAGGAGAUGCAGACAUCGAUCAUGACGAGGCUCUGGCUCAGGCCAUUAAAGAGGCUAAAGAACAACAUCCCGACAUGUCAGUGACCAAAGUGGUGGUGCAUAAAGAGACGGAGAUCACGCCGGAGGAGUGAUGCAGGAUUAACAUCAUCUUCACGCUUUCUGGAGGAACUCAUGUGUUCACGCUGUGGAAAAUGAAGUUUGCUUCAGAGAAAUCAACCACGGGAACAGCAGCAUAAACGAAAGAAUCGCAGCAAACUUCAUCAGAAUACGUCUGGAGUAACACGCACACACAUGCACACACUCACACGCUUACAGGCGCCGUCUGCCGCACUGGAUCACUGUUACUGCAUGACAAGGGAACAAUUCUGCUUUUUUGUGAGGAGACUACAGUAUAUAGACAUUUUAGUAAAUACUAUAUGAGUGCAGUGUAUAGUCAUAAAGGGACUGAAGAAUGUGUGAGAAGAAAUAUAGCAGUUACAGAUAUCUACAUUUGUUUAUCCUACUGAAUAAAAAAUAAAAUCUGAAUUAAAAAAUCCUUGCAAAGAUGUGCCAUCCACACGUGUCACCCUCAUCUCUGAUCUGAAUAUUACACAUGUUCAUUAUGAGAAUAUGAAUAUGCCACACAUGUAUGUUAGAGACGUGUUAUGUUGUUUUUACUUGAAUCAUACACCUGUUUUUGUUUCCUUUUGAAAACUGUCGCUUGUCAACAUUGAGUUUAGAGGAAUGAAACUCUCCGAGAGCUGUUGUAAUGACGACCUGAAAUAUCAAUCCCAGAGUUCUCCCUGCCCCGAGUGCCACAUCUGAGCCUUAAACUGUACAGACGAAGCCCAUGUGUGUUUAUGUCCUUGUUUGUUUUCCAAUGCAGCGUCGCCGCCCUGCUGACUGUUUCCCACGCAAGCAACUCCAAUAAAAUCUCAAUUCCAUUUCUGACAAUUUUGCAGUUUCCAUUCAUCCCUUUGAGACAUGAGU